UCAUAUAUGCUGAAGAAGAUAAAUGCACAAUUCAGUGCUUUACCUUAAGUUCGGAAACCUACAGAUAUUUCGUCGUGGAGCUGCAAGUGUGAAGGGAAGUUUGCAAAAGUGUGUGGCUGUCAAAAGUCAAUUGUUUUUAUUGGCUUCGUGUUUAAUUAUAGUUUAUGAAGUGUGGGGGCUAGUGGCCAGUUGUGAAGAUUUUAAGGUUGGAGAAAUAAUUUCAUAAUGUCUGUUUUUGUUUUUGAAUGGACUCGAACUGUUAUAUCUCAGCAGUAUCUGGAUUCCAUGUCCCUUGAUUCUCAUGCAGAUAGGAAUAACGUAAUAAAAGAAAUGGCUUUGACAGCAAAGGUUAAAGUUGAAUGGAAUAGUAACGGCCAGGUUUUCUUGGAAGGAACCUGGCAACACAUAAUGAAAAUACACAUUAUGCUAGCGAAGUAUUUAAAACUCCCAGGAGAGGUCAAUGACGAAGAUGAAAGUGAUGAAGCUGCAUCACCACCCUGUGGCAAGUCCAUGUCGACUUCCAUGCCCAGUUCUCCAGUUCCAAAGGUAGAUGCCAAAACAGUCCUACGCUACAUCAGACAGAAGUAUUUAAAUGCAAGUCGUCGGAAGAACGAACAGUUUCACCAAAGAAAUUUGCCAGUACAAAGCAAGAAAGUGGUACCUGAGGUCGAACAGACUGAUGUUGCAGGGAACAGCGACAGAGAAGUGAAACAAGAGAAUGAAGUUUAUGUAAACAUCACCAUGAGUGGCAGCCUUGACAACUUACCAGGACUGCUGUUGCCAGUCGCUAGUUCCGGACAUGAUCUCGAACAGUUGCCGUACGAGGGCUCACUGCCUGAAUCUGACCAGCUCCUGAAUACAGGUGACCUGCUGGUUCAGCAUAAAGGAACUCUCAUUAACAAGAAUAUUCUAGUGGAUGACAUUAAGAGCGAGAGUCAUAUUACAGUAGUUGAUAAUAGUUCUGGGCAAACAGUGUGUCAUUAUGAAUUGCCUGAUAAUUCCAUUAUAGAAACGUGUCAACGAUCAAACGCCAUUGACAUGGGACGAGAGUUUCUAGAGGAAAAUGUUGAUGGCAUGAAGAAUCUUGUGGCGCAUACAGUGCAUGGCAGUGCAGAUGUUGGUAGAAUUGUUUGGCAUAGUGAUGACAUUCACUCUUUUCAAAAUCAAGUGGCUAAUAGAAAUGAAAGUACAAAAUCUUCGGACAAUGUCUAUCCUCUUAGCUGUGAGCCUGCAGAUUGCACUAAUGGGGUAAAAGAAGAAAUUGAUAUCCAGAAUGUCAGCAGAUCGUGCGGGAAGAAGAAAGAUUAUGAGAAGCUGGCACCAUUCAAAUUUUUCUGCACUCUUUGUUCUUUUAAAUCAAAGCGUGAAAGUCAUUACCAGCGUCAUCUGGAAUUGCAUUCAAAAGUUUCCGAACUAUUCUCAUGCAAGAAGUGUGACUUCACAACAAUCAGACUAGGACAUCUACGGCGACAUGAGAUGAGUCACAGCGAUACAAAGUUUGCAUGUGACAUGUGCCACUAUCAUACUGACCAUCACAAAUUUCUGUUGAGACAUCAGCGCAUUAAGCAUGCCAAUGUGCAGGGACAUGAGAACAUAGCACGGAAAGAAUUGCUGAGGUGUGUCGAGUGUGCCUAUAGCACGACCCGCCCAUUCUUCUACAAGCGACAUCUGCAGGCUCAUACGAGUGCAGACAGUUCUCUGCUUAGGGAAGAGCACAGGUUCCAAUGCCAGCAAUGUUCAUAUAAGACAGGACGCAAGGAGCACUAUAUCCGCCACGUCAACAACGUUCACAACAACAAGCGUCCUUACUUGUGCGACCACUGUGGUAAAGCAUUCAAGCGGCCAGAUGCCCUCAAGCAGCACCGUGUGACGCACGUUGAGCUGGACCCCAGUCUGGGGGCAUUCUGUUGCCCUGCCUGUGGCAAGUGUUGUCGUGCCCAGGCUCAGCUCACCCAGCAUUUGGCUGUCCAUUCUAAUGUUCGUUCCUUCUUGUGUGAGAUUUGUGGAUCAGCCUUCAAAACUCGUGCAGUGCAACGCAAACACGUCCUCACGAUUCACAAGAACCCAAAAGCUUUCUCCUGUUCACAGUGCUCUCGAAAAUUCAACACCAAAUAUGCCCUUAGACGACACAUGAAGCAACACAGUUUGGACAAGAAGCGCAAAGUAUGUGGCAAUACAGAUGAACAUGCCGUUGACGUUCCAGCAAGCAAAACACUCUCACUACAAACAGAUCCUGAGGAAAGCUUGCGUGUGCUGAAGAGUGAACCGAUCUUAAUUCAAGAAGCACCUGGAGCCCAGGUGCAUGAUAGUCAGACUGCUAUAACUGUGCAAGUCAUUGGAUUCAUGCCUUAUUGGGAUACUUAGAUACAGCAUGUGUUCUCGCAACAUUCCUCAACAAGAAAGGUCCAUAGAAGCCAGGAGUUACUCGGUUGAAUGGAAUACAUCAACUUUGAUCUGUGGUGACUGUUGGUUUAUUGGAUUAAAACUAAAAUACGAUAAAGGAGAACAGAAACUAUCUUAGACGCUAGUAUCCUGCGUCUGAAACAUGAACACGGGUGUGUCAUACGUUCUGUAGGCAACCUUAUGGGACAGAAGUACAGGAUGUUCAGCAAGAUCUCAUACUACAGUGUUCCUCGGCAUCAUUUAUAGGUUGCACAAUUUGGAAUCAACCUCCAUGAAAACUGUAACAUAUUUAUGUCUCUUAAAUAAUAUUGUCUUACACUGCCUUACAACAAAGAAACUGCCAGAGGAGUACAUCUCCCUUAUAAAUUCACACAAAAGUGUGUGUUAUUUCUUUUCAUUUCAUGUAAAUAUAACACUCUUACUCGUCUUAAUGUGGCUACACCGGAACAGUUGUUUGGUGUGACCUCGUAGUAGGUGGCGGUGCCAUCUGAAGCAGAAGCUAUGUAGCUAUAAUGGUGCACAGAGGGCGUAUAGAUCACAAACCUGGUAUAUGAUAUGCAGUAUACGCCCAGUUAUCUGGUUUCCAAGCAUACAGAUUCUCAUCCAACCAACUAAGAUUUUAACAAAAAUUUACCACCUUUAUUAAAUUAUUCAGAAACAGAUUCGCAGUGAGCAUGUUCUAGCUCGCCAGCGGCCAUUAGCAUUGCUUCCCGUCCAUCCUUACACAGGUAUCAUGGCAGUACACGUUGGUUGAAUGUGUGAUCUUGUCACAAUAGACAUAUGCAUAGUAUUCCACGCAGGAAUCUGCUUUUUCCUAGGAAGACUCCUGUGCAGAAACUGAAGUGGAAACACAUCUUCACUUUGUGAUGAUUUUCUUUAAGAGUUCUUCUCAUGUAACAGACAGACGCCAUUGCUCCUGCAUGCCAAUUAAUGGGGAGUUUGCUGUAAUUUCAUGUACCAUACAUACAUAACAGGAUUGCAGAGUCCGUUUAUAUAAUUGUCUGCCAUCUCAGGAAAGAAGUAUUAAAAUAGUAUAUUUGAAUUUCCCACUAGCAUGAACAUGAUGAAAACAGAAUCCAGUAACUUUAUAUCGAUGUAAUGAUUUGCAUCGCUAACUGAUGAUCACACUUCCAGGUUCAGGUUCUGACACAGAAUAGGGAAGUUGGCCUCGAAGUAAACUUGCACAUUGUCUUCGGCUCCGUAUGAUGGAUAAUAGAAGAGAGCAAGCGUGAAGGUUUUGAUUGAAUCCCUGCUCAAGUUUGGAUAUAUAUAGCAGAGAAAAUUAAAUGACUAUUAUUAUAAAUUUGUAAUAUAAACCAACUUCCUUACUCAAGGGCCAUGC
Molecule: messenger RNA, 3745 nt
Organism: Cryptotermes secundus
Lineage: Eukaryota; Metazoa; Arthropoda; Insecta; Blattodea; Kalotermitidae
Product: zinc finger protein 480
Exons: 8
Coding region: 226-2364 (712 amino acids)
Biological process (GO): regulation of transcription by RNA polymerase II
Cellular component (GO): nucleus
Molecular function (GO): RNA polymerase II transcription regulatory region sequence-specific DNA binding; DNA-binding transcription factor activity, RNA polymerase II-specific
Source: RefSeq, a predicted model, not a curated record